This is a messenger RNA of Centruroides sculpturatus (bark scorpion), 2205 nucleotides long. Its product is annotated as lon protease-like. Gene Ontology annotation, molecular function: ATP hydrolysis activity; serine-type endopeptidase activity; ATP binding. The record is from RefSeq and is a predicted model, not a curated record. Gene Ontology annotation, biological process: protein catabolic process; proteolysis. NCBI's taxonomy places the organism in Eukaryota, Metazoa, Arthropoda, Arachnida, Scorpiones, Buthidae. The transcript is spliced from 2 exons.
AUGUUGGCCUUCAACAACCAGUUAGUUUUAGUCUCCCAGCGCGACAUUUUAAAAAACGAAGUCGGUGGCAAAAACGAUCUUUUUGGCGUCGGAACUUUGGUGUCAAUUAAAGUUGAACGCGAGCACCAAACUAACGCCAAAACUUUGGCCGUGACCGGACUUAAACGAGUGCGGAUCAAAGAAAUUAGUCUUAACGAAGGGUUUUUGGUUGAGGCCGAAAUUAGCGUUUUAAAAGAUCGCCAAAGCAAAACGGGUGACGAGGGCGCGCUAGUUAGCAAAAUUUCCCGCAAGUUAGACGCGGUUGUCGGCAGCAUGGUCAACAUUCCUAAACACGUGCUCUCUUCGCUGGCUUCGGGUAUUUCAGCCGGCGAGUUAGCCGAUGUGAUCGCCCACUACUUGCCGAUCGCUUUGCCUAAAAAACAAGAAAUUUUGGAAACGACCUUAGUUCCCAAACGACUCAAGUUAAUUUUGCAGCACCUAGAAGAGGAGUCGCGGAUUAACCAAAUCGACAAAGACAUUGAUAAGUCGGUGCGCAAGACGCUUGAUGGCCAGCAGAAGGAGUUUUUGCUGCGCGAGCGCAUGAAGGCGAUUAAAGAAGAACUCGGCGAAAUUUCUUCCAAAGACACAGAAAUUGAAGAUUGAAAGAAAACGCUGGAAGAUAAAAAGUACCCCGAGGAAGUGCGCGCCAAAGCGCUGGAGGAAAUUAAAAAGUACGAGUCAACUCCACCGAUUUCAGCCGAAGCCAACGUGAUCAAGAGUUACAUCGAACUGAUUAUUAAACUGCCUUGGAAAACUUUCACCGUUGAUAACGAAGACAUUCAAAAAACUAAGCACGUGCUUGACAAAUACCACUACGGACUCAAAAAAGUUAAGGAGCGGAUUUUGGAAUAUUUGGCGGUUAAAAUUAACACCAAAAAUUCCCACGCUCCGAUCAUUACUUUGCUCGGUCCGCCCGGGGUCGGGAAAACUUCGCUGGCCCGCUCGAUCGGCGAAGCGAUCGGUCGCGAAGUGAUUAAAGUUUCACUCGGUGGUCUGCGCGAUGAGGCCGAAAUUCGCGGUCACCGCCGCACUUACGUGGGUGCGAUGCCGGGCAAAAUUAUUCAAGCGGUUAAAAAAGCCCAGACUUCCAACCCAGUCAUCUUACUGGACGAGAUCGACAAGAUGUCUUCCGAUUACAAAGGCGACCCCACUUCGGCGAUGCUGGAAGUGCUGGAUCCAGAGCAAAACCGUAAGUUUCAAGACCACUACCUGGAGCUUGAGUACGAUCUUUCCCAGGUCAUGUUCAUCGCGACGGCUAACUACUUAGAAAACAUUCCGGCUCCGCUGAUUGACCGGGUGGAGAUCAUCAGGCUUAACCAAUACAGUUCCGAGGAAAAACUUGAGAUCGCCAAACAGCACAUCAUUCCCCGUACGAUUAACGAGAACGGAUUAACUAAGAAACAGUUCGCCAUUUCUGACCGCACGAUUGAAUACGUAAUUGAUAAGUACACUCAGGAAGCCGGCGUCAGAGAAUUACAGCGCAUCAUGAGUAAACUAGCUCGGAAAGUAGUCGUUAAAAAACUGGAGGGCAAAGUUCAGGAUGAGUUUCAAGUCAACCAAGAGGUGGUGGCCGAGUUUCUUGGUAAAGAAACGGUUUACAAAGAAAAACUGAAAGGCCGCGCCGAAGUUGGUCUAGUCAACGGCAUGUACUACUCAGCUGUUGGCGGCGGUCUUUUACCGAUUGAGGUCACGACUUAUCCGACUAAGAACGGCGAAAUUAAACUGACUGGCUCGAUCCGCGACGUCAUGAAAGAGUCACUUAACAUUGCGAUUGGUUACAUCCGGGCUAACUCCAAACGUUUUGGCAUCAAUUUUGACUUUGAGAAAAACACCAUCCAAGUCCACGUUCCCGAGGGCGCGAUGCCUAAGGACGGCCCUUCGGCCGGCAUCGCUUUUGCUACGGCCGUCAUCUCGGCCUUGCUUAACAAGCCGAUCGACAAAGACAUCGCUUUAACCGGUGAAAUUACUUUGCGAGGUAAAAUUCUGCCGAUCGGUGGUCUGAAAGAGAAAUCACUGGGCGCAGUUGAGGCGGGCGUUAAACGAAUUUUCAUCCCGCGUUUUAACCAGCGUGACACCGAAGAUUUAGCCACCAAAGUGCGUCAGUACGCCCAGAUCAUUCCGGUCGAAAACUACAACGAAGUUUUUGAGCACAUUUUUUCUUCUUAA